AUGGGGGGCAACGACACGGAGGUGCACCACCGGCCCAAGCGUGGCUGGAUCUGGAACCAAUUCUUCGUGCUGGAGGAGCACUUCGGGCCUGACCCACAGUACGUGGGCAAGCUCCACUCGAACUCAGACAAAGGGGACGGCUCGGUGCGCUACAUCCUGAGCGGGGAGGGGGCGGGCAGCAUCUUCAUCAUCGAUGAGUCCACGGGUGACAUCCAUGCAACCAAGAGCUUGGACCGCGAGCGCAAGGCCCACUACGUGCUCCACGCCCAGGCCAUCGACCGGUACUCCAACAAGCCCCUGGAGCCCGAGUCCGAGUUCAUCAUCAAGGUGCAGGACAUCAACGACAACGCACCUAAGUUCCCCGACGGGCCCUUCGCCACGUCCGUGGCUGAGAUGUCUGAAGUCGGCACAUCGGUGUUCCAGGUGACGGCGACAGACGCGGAUGAUCCCACGUAUGGCAACAGCGCUCGCGUGGUCUACAGCAUCCUGCAGGGCCAACCCUACUUCUCAGUGGACCCCAUGACAGGUAUCAUCCGGACGGCACUGGCGAACAUGGACCGCGAGGCGAGAGAGCACUACGCGGUGGUGAUCCAGGCCAAGGACAUGGCAGGCCAGGUGGGGGGUCUCUCGGGGUCCACCACCAUCAACAUCACCCUCAAUGACGUCAACGAUAACCCGCCCAAGUUCCCUCAGAAGAACUACCAGCUGUAUGUGGCCGAGUCGACCGAGGUGGGGAAGCCCGUGGGGAAGAUUGCUGCCCAUGACGCAGACCUGGGAGCCAACGCCGAGAUCAAGUACAGCAUCCUCAACACCGAGGUUGCAACCGUAUUCUCCAUCGGCACGAGCAGGGACGGACGAGAGGGGGUCAUCAGCCUCAGGAAGCCAUUGAACUAUGAGAAGAAGAAGACAUACACUUUGCACAUCGAGGGAGUGAACACACACCUGGACCCGCGCUACUCGUACCUGGGGCCCUUCAAGGACACGGCCACCCUCAACACCGUCGGCGACGUGGACGAGCCGCCCGUCUUCUCCAUGGACUACUUCAUCAUGGAGUCUACGAGAACGCACCAAUCGGCCACGGAGGUGGGCGUGGUCACAGCCAGAGACCCCGACAGCAAGAACAGCCGUGUCAGGUACUUUAUGGAACCCAGUCUGAAUGAGGAUGCCAGCUUCAUCAUAGAGCCAGACAGCGGCCUCCUCCGCACCACUUUCAUCCUGGACCGAGAGGACACACCCCUGCACAACAUCACCGUGUCCGCAGCAGAGAUCGAUAACCCCUCUAUGGUGAGUCACGUGCCUGUCACUGUCCAAGUACUGGACAUGAACGACAACCCCCCUGAGAUUAAGACUGAUGAGGACAUCAUUGUGUGUGAAAACACCCGGCAGGGACAGGUGAUCCAGACGGUGACGGCGGUGGAUAAGGAUGACUUUGCUAACGGGCAACGCUUUUCCUUCGCCUUCCCCAUCGGGAAUCCCAACUUCACCCUCAAGGACAAUGAGGACAGCACUGCCAGUAUCAUCGCCCGGCGGCGGCGUUUCAACCGCCUGUCUCAGGAGCUCUACACGCUGCCCAUCGUGGUGUGGGACGGGGGCGAGCCGUCACUGAGUGGCACCAGCACGCUGACGCUGCGCGUGUGCCCGUGCCAGCGUGGCUCGCGCGCCAAGGUGUGCCAGAGCGAGGCCUUCCUUUCGUCGGCGGGCCUCAGCACGGGCGCGCUCAUCGCCAUCCUGCUGUGCGUGCUUAUCCUGCUAGCGAUCGUGAUCCUCUUCAUCACGCUGCGGCGGAGCAAGAAGGAGCCACUCAUCAUCUCCGAGGAGGACGUGCGCGAGAACGUUGUCACCUACGACGAUGAGGGCGGAGGCGAGGAGGACACAGAGGCCUUCGACAUCAGCGCCCUCCGCAACCCUGCCGGCGCCGAGGAGCUCAAGUUCCGCCGCGACGUCCGCCCCGAUGGCUACCGCCCCCACCACAGCGGCGGCCCCGGCCCCGGCCCCGGCCCCUCCAGCUCCCAGCCCCACCGACGCCUCCAGGGCCGCGUCAGCCCCGCUUCUCUGGACACGGAGGCAGAGCUGGACAUCCGCGACUUCAUCCGUCAGCGGAUGACCGAGGCCGACCAGGACACUACCGGCCCGCCCUACGACUCGCUGCAGACCUACGCUUUCGAGGGCCAGGGCUCGCCCACCGGCUCCAUCAGCCCGCUGGGCUCGGCCGGCACUCUGUCCGAGCUGGACUACACCUUCCUGGAUGACUGGGGACCCCAGUUCCAAAAACUGGCCGAACUCUAUGGCGAGGAAGCCGAGAGGGAGUCGACGGCAGACGCGACGGAGAAGCCCUAACGCCCGGCUUGGCUCAGUUUGGCCCGCCAUUUGGGAUAAAAGCAAAUGCGUGAACAAACAAACAAAAAUUCAAACUUAAUACACAAAUACGCUCCUCUUAUCUCUGUCUCUCUCUCCUACUGACUUUUGUGGAGGAAGCUGCUACUGCCCCUGGUGCAGGGGCAGGGGGGAACGACUGCCUCUUCUUCUCUGUUCUUUCUCUCUGUCUUUUUGGAACUUUCGGAGUCUGACUCCAAACAAGGGAGAGGACUGUCUCUGGUUUUGACAAAAAAAAAGCAAAAAUCACAACUAAAAAAAAAAAGGAAAAAAUAUUUUCCCUGGUGUAUAUUUUUUAUUGCUCAAUAAAGUCCUGAGUUCUGGACAAGUGGAUAUAUGUGAAACAACGUAAA
Clupea harengus (Atlantic herring) is the source of this 2726-nucleotide messenger RNA. Its product is annotated as cadherin-18-like. Gene Ontology annotation, biological process: multicellular organism development; cell migration; cell morphogenesis. Gene Ontology annotation, cellular component: catenin complex; plasma membrane; adherens junction. The record is from RefSeq and is a predicted model, not a curated record. Lineage: Eukaryota; Metazoa; Chordata; Actinopteri; Clupeiformes; Clupeidae. Gene Ontology annotation, molecular function: cadherin binding; beta-catenin binding; calcium ion binding.